CAGAACCAGGAAGUCAGCAGCUCUCUCUGUUACGCAGUUUCAGAGACUGAAGUUAACUUUGUCUGUCAAAGCAAACAGUAAAAUGGCUGAAGGUAGACCGUUCCUGGAUCAGGAACAGCUGAGCUGUUCAAUCUGCCUGGAUCUACUGAAGCAUCCUGUGACAAUUCCCUGUGGACACAGUUACUGUUUGGGCUGUAUUAAGGGCUGCUGGGAUCGGGAUGAUCAUACUGGUGUCUACAGCUGUCCCCAGUGCAGAGAGACCUUCACCCCAAGGCCUGUUUUAAGAAAAAACACCAUGUUUGCUGAAGUGGUGGAGACACUGAAGAAGACAGGACUCCAAUCUGCUUCUCCUGCUCACUGCUAUUCUGGACCUGGAGACGUGCCAUGUGAUGUCUGCACUGGGAGAAAACGCAAAGCCAUCAAGUCCUGUCUGGUGUGUCUAGCCUCUUACUGUAAAACUCACCUCCAGCCUCACUAUGAAUCUCCUGCCUUUAAGAAGCACAAACUGGUCAAAGCCACUGGAAACCUGCAGGAGAAGAUCUGCUCUGUUCAUGACAAAGUGCUGGAGAUUUACUGUCAUACCGAUCAGCAGUGUAUCUGUUAUCUGUGUGUGAUGGAUGAACACAGAGGACAUGAUACAGUCUCAGCUGCAGCCGAAAGGACUGAGAAACAGAAGCAGCUGGGGACAACACAGAGUAAGUUCCAGCAGAGAAUCCAGGAGAGAGAGAAGGAGCUGCAGGAUCUAAGACAGGCUGUGCAGUCACUCAAGUGCUCUGCACAGGCAGCAGUGGACGACAAUGAGAGGAUCUUUACUAAGCUGAUCCGCUCCAUUGAGAGAAGGCGCUCUGAGGUGAAAGAGCUGAUCAGAGAUCAGGAGAAGGCUGAGGUGAGUCGGGCUGAAGGACUCCUGAAGCAACUGGAGCAGGAGAUUGCUGAGCUGAAGAGGAGAGAUGCUGAGCUGGAGCAGCUUUCACACACAGAGGACCACAUCCAUUUCCUCCAGAGCUGUCUGUCUCUCUGUGCCCCUCCUGCACCUGGAGACCUUCCCAGCAUCACUGUCAGUCCACAUGUCUCUUUUGAGGCUGUGAGGAAAUCUGUCUCUGAACUGAAAGAGCGACUGGAGGACAUCUGCAAGGGGGCACUGGUCACAAUUCCUGAAUCAGAGAAAGAAGUUCAUGUUGUAGACCCCUGGACCAGAGAGGAUUUCUUACAGUAUUCCUGUCAGCUCACACUGGACCCCAACACAGCGCACAGAAAACUCUGUCUGUCUGAGAAGAACAGAGCGGUGACCCACGUGGAAGAUAUACAGUCAUAUCCUGAUCAUCCAGAAAGAUUUGAGUGCAAAGCCCAAGUGCUGUGCAAAGAAAGUCUCUCUGGACGAUGUUACUUGGAGGCUGAGUGGAGUGGGGGUACUGAGGUUUCCGUAGCGCUCUCGUAUAAAGAGAUCAGCAGGAAAGGGAAGGGUAAUGACUGUCGUCUGGGAUGUAAUAACAAGUCCUGGAGAUUGCGCUCCUCUCCCUCCAGUUACUGUGUCUGGCACAAUAAUGUUAGCACUGAAAUCCCUGUUCCCCCCUCCUCCUCCAGAAUAGGAGUGUACCUGGAUCACAGGGCAGGAACUCUGUCCUUCUACAGAGUCUCUGACACAAUGACCCUCCUGCACAGAGUCCAGACCACAUUCACUCAGCCCCUCCAUCCUGGGUUCUGGGUUAAUUUUGGAAGUUCUGUAAAACUGUGCGAUCUUUGAUGAGACCAGCUGUAACCAGAGUGAGAGAAAAACACUGCAGGGGAAAGAGAGAAGUAAAUACAUCAUAAAAGAUUAAGUUUGAGGGUCUGAUGAGGAGCUCAUUCAGUAGGCCCUCACCAUGAGCACAACUUUACACCUCUACCAACACUAGGAUCAGAGGAGCGCAUUUUACACAGUUCUACACCUCUACCAUCACUAGGACCAGAGAAGCACAUUUUACACAGUUCUACACCUCUACCUGCACUGGGGUCAGAGAAGCACAUUUUACACAGUUCUACACCUCUACCACACUGGGGUCAGAGAAGCACAUUUUACGCAGAUUAUCUAUUUACUUUCUCCUAUAAACUGAGUGGUAAUAGCUUAUACGGUAUUGUAAGUAUAGAAAUUAUAUUGUAUUCUUUUGGGGAAGUAAGGUAAUCAUCUUUGUAAUUGGCAGAGGUUUCUCAAAACUUGUAUGAAUCUUUAAUCUUUAUUUUAUAUGCUGGAAACAGCACAUCAUAUACAGUGGGCUCCAGAAUUAUUGGCACCCCUGACUGGCACUGCAUAAAAAAAUACUUAAAAAAGAAUGUGAUUAAUGAGAUGCUUCUAAAAAUGCUGAACAUUUAUGAAUGAGAAAUAAUAAUGAAAAAUACUGUACUUCAUUAAUGUUUUAAUGGGCCCAACCAAAAUAAAACAUUUAAUAAAAAAGUAGAUUUCACGAAAA
Molecule: messenger RNA, 2447 nt
Organism: Conger conger (European conger)
Lineage: Eukaryota; Metazoa; Chordata; Actinopteri; Anguilliformes; Congridae
Product: E3 ubiquitin/ISG15 ligase TRIM25-like
Exons: 6
Coding region: 83-1744 (553 amino acids)
Molecular function (GO): zinc ion binding; protein binding
Source: RefSeq, a predicted model, not a curated record